GUUGUUGUUUCGGGCACCCUCCACACAAUUUACCUCUACUGUCCCUACAUGUGGACUAUUUACUCAGCGGAGUGUUGCUCUGUUGUUUUAUUUUCCGGACACGAGGCAGCAGAGGAGCUCAAUUCCAUUUCAAUACGCUUCCGUUGACCCGCGAGGAAUGAACGCGCCCCAAAACGAUAUCGACCUGAGUGUGGCCAGCUCACUUCGAGAGUGCAUCAGACGCCAUCUCCACCCUAGAGGGAGGGGGGCUACCUUGGCCACGGGCCAAUCCAAAGGAUUACCAUAUCCCUGCGUCAGAGUGAGCUUGUCUUAGUUGAUAUUGAGGAAGACAAAAAAAAAUAUAAUAAUAACCAGAGCUGAACAGUUUUGUAGUGAGGGAGAAGGAAAUCAAAUAUUUGACAGGAUUUAAGAUUUGUGUUGGAUUUUACUUUCGGAAAAAUUUAUUGACAUAAAUAAAUACAAGAGUGUUUGCAUCACAGAAAAAGAAGCUUUAGGGCUUGCCCCUCAUCAAAAUGCCGGCCUUAGGGAUCAUGGAGUCUCUGGUCAGACUCCACCGGGCCGCUGGAGAGAGUGAGGAGACCACAGCCGCAUAUACCGAGACUUCCACAACAUCUGCAGGUCCAAGCUCCAAAUUGAAUGACUUGAAAGACUCCAUUAUGAACGAGAUCAACAAACUACCAAUAUGGGCCAUCAUACUGAUUAUUGCUGGAGCUUUGUUGAUCCUUGUGUGUGGAGUCUAUUGUGUAUGCCGACGAUGCUGUAGGAAGAGGAAGAAGAAAGAAGGUAAAAAGGGACUGAAAGGUGCUGUGGACUUGAAGAGUGUUCAGCUCCUAGGAAAUGCAUACAAAGAAAAGGUACAACCUGACCUCGAUGAACUUCCUGUGAACAUGGAAGACAAUGAGGAUGCUGAGAGCACAAAGUCAGAGGUCAAGCUGGGAAAGCUACAGUUUUCAUUAGAUUAUGAUUUCCAGAAAGGAGAGUUGAGUGUCAAUGUAAUACAAGCCGCUGAUCUUCCUGGCAUGGACAUGUCUGGAACAAGUGACCCCUAUGUGAAGGUUUAUUUGUUACCAGAUAAAAAGAAAAAAUAUGAAACCAAAGUCCACAGAAAGACACUUAAUCCAGUGUUUAAUGAAAGUUUUACCUUUAAGGUUCCAUAUGCUGAAGUUGGGUCUAAGAUUUUGACCUUUGCUGUCUAUGACUUUGACCGUUUCUCUAAACAUGACCAGAUUGGCCAGGUCCAGGUUCCAUUGAAUUCUAUUGACUUGGGAAGGGUUGUUGAGGAAUGGCGUGAUCUACAGUCUCCUGAUACUGAAUCUGAAAAGGAAAACAAACUUGGAGAUAUUUGUUUUUCACUUCGCUAUGUUCCCACUGCUGGGAAACUGACUGUUGUUAUUCUUGAGGCCAAGAACUUGAAAAAGAUGGAUGUUGGCGGCCUCUCAGACCCUUAUGUGAAAAUCUCCUUGAUGCUCAAUGGAAAGCGGGUGAAAAAGAAGAAGACCACCAUCAAGAAAUGCACCCUCAAUCCUUACUAUAAUGAAUCUUUUACAUUUGAAGUUCCAUUCGAACAAAUUCAGAAAGUAACACUCAUCAUUACGGUGGUUGAUUAUGAUCGCAUCGGAACAUCAGAGCCAAUUGGCAGAUGUGUCCUUGGAUGCAACUCAUCAGGUACUGAACUACGCCACUGGAGUGACAUGUUGGCCAAUCCUAGACGACCCAUUGCCCAGUGGCACACACUCCAAGAGGUUCCAGAGAAGAGUUAAACACUUGGGGAGACAUGUUGAUUCUGUUGCCAGUCAGAGAGAGUUAAACAUAUUCAAAGAAUUAGACAUUUAAUUCACAGUUAAUUUUUUUGUUUUGUCAACAUUUUUUUUUGUUUUGUGCUAAAUUUACACAUCAGUGGUUUUGUGUAAAAUAUUAAGAAUAAGUUGUUGUUUUUUUUUAAAUUAAUAGAAAACAAACAAACUAUAAUUUCAAAACGUUUAUACUGUAAACAUUUAGUCGACUCUUGAAACCAUUUUUUUUUAAAUAGCUUGUACUAACAGUAUGUAAUGAAAAUAUUACAAAUAAUAAAACAUAUGGUGGAGCUUCUUAUAAUAAAACUUUUUAUUUCUUGGACUCUGCACCUUUCAUUUAUCAAUGAUCUCUUUAAAACUCACCAGUCUUAUUCUCCUAUUUUAAUUUCAACAUUCAAAAUGUAAACCAUAAAUUUGUGUUUUUGUCCAUUGUUUUUUAAUCUGCAAUCCACUCUGAAAGUGAUCUGACUGGUGGAGUAGAUGGACAGAGGCAGGAGCUUUUUUUUUUUAUCUUAAAAUAUUUGUUUUUCUAAAUCUUUUCAAUCUAAGGAGGUUAACCAACGACACGAGACCUGUGAGGGACAAUCACAUUAACUAGUGAUUAACUAUUAUAUUAGUCUCCAUUGCUUCCGAAUUAUGGAUUCUGAAAUAUUUUAAUUUUACUAGAAAAAAAACAACAAAGUUUGUUCACUCAGUUUUGUACAACUUUUGUAUCAUUUCCUUAUCGAGGUGUCAACUUGUUAAUGUACAUACAUGCAUUUAUGUAUUCAUUGUUUAUGGAUUAAAUGUGUUGUUUUUUUUUGUGAAACUAACAACAUUCAAUUAGAGAAACAAAUAUCAACUUGGUUGUAAGUUUCUACUAAGUACUUCUAACUACAGCCUACUGGCAUUUUGUAUUCUUUAAAACCUAAAGGUCUCUGUUACUUUUGUUUUAUAAAAUAUUUACUUAGGAAAAAAGAUGAAGAACAAAAAAAAAUGUGCAACAUAAUUUAUUUCAUAACAUGUCUCAGAUUUGACAGAAUGAUACCAAAAAAAAAUCAUUCAGACUAGAAAAGCUGCCUGCUGCUUCUUGUGUAUUAAGAUUAUCAUCAUUUGUAAAUAGUCAUGUAUCAAUGUACUAACUAGCUCUACAUUAGUACUGGUUAUGUUCCGUGAUAUCUGGACUUUGUGAUCAUAGUGAUGGUAUUUGGUCCUCUCUUCACAGUUUUGUUGGGUUGUUUUUUUACCCCAUAAAUAUUUCAUUUUGUUCUUUAUUAAAGGUUUUGCCUAUAAUUAAAUAUUUCAAGUUUUGAGCUAAAAACAAAAGGGAAAAGUAGAUGUCUGAAUUUCAGUUAUAGAAUUAUUAUUUUUAACGCUUUUAAAAUAUUUGGUUUUAAAAAUUUGGUCACUCUUUAAAUAAAUUGCUUAACAUUAAUUACUUGAACGAAAUUCCACAUUUAAUAUUUAUAAAACAUUUUGUUGGACAUUUUAAACCAAUCUACUUAAUAUUUUAUUUACUGGUAUUGUUUGUUUUAUCUUUUUUUAAACCAAUGUUCUCUUUUAAGUUUUUAACCAGUGUUUCCCAAAUAUUUUUGUGCCUGCGACUAGGCAACAGCUAUUACUGCUACCCUAAUCAUAUCUCAAUCCAUUACAUUUUUUAAUUGAUACUUUGACAAUAAAUUGACAGGAAAUUCACAUAGUUUGUCAUUAAGAAGAGAAGGAACACUCUUGCAUAGAUGGCUAGUUGCUAUUUAAUUUUCUGCCAGUGCUGUGAUGUAUUCAUGCUUAAGAGUGCCAGUACUUACUUUUUACCCAUCUCUUACAAUUAGAAAGUAAUGAAAAAAUAGUGUGAAAUUCUGUAUCAAUAAAUAAAAUAGCUUCUGUUCUUGCUCAAGAUUUACUUUGUACAAUCAAAAAAAGUAUCUUAACAAAACAAAGUAAACUAAUGUUAAAACAAAAGAAGAGACAAAAUGAAUCAUUUUUUCCUAGUUGCUUAGUAGUGUAAAACAUUUGGCUACCUAUGAAGGGGGCCCGACUUCUAAUCCAAACACGAGCUGAUUUUUGUUUCCUGAGUGCCUAAAGAUAGCAUGGAUACCUUCUCACAAAUACCCCCUUCCUCCACAAAAGAGAUGGAACUGUGACACACUGAGAAUGUUGUAACAUGAAGAUGUGUGAUACAAAGGAAACUAACAAGAACAUGAUUUCAAAAAGAAAUGGCUGAAAAUUAAGGUUUUUUUUUUGUGACUCAUCAGCUGUUUCUCUGAACAAUGGUAGGUCGCUGUUCAACAUUUGGGAAACACUGUAGUCAAUGUUUAGUCCACUCUGUGAUUCUUGUUUCAUGCUCUCCUAAAGUUUACUUCUGAGUUUCGUUGAGUCUUUUAUUGAACAAUUGUAAACAUUGUCAUCUGGAUAACAACAAUAAUGGUCCCUCUUUUCUGUUUCUUAGCUCUUUCUGUAACCAUUUCAUUUGACUGAGGCUGGCUUGAAGCAUGUCACUUUGAGUGUGAUCAAUUCUAGUGUGAUAGCCUGAGAUUGAAUUCUUACAUUAAGAGUAAUGCUUAGAAUUAAUCCUUCAAGAACAAGCAUCUUUUGCUUAUAAAGCUUUUUCUGAUACUAAAAUAUUUGUUCAGAUUUAACCAUGAUCAAAGCAUUAGAACACAACUGAUUCAAAAUUCCUUUUUUUUUUUUUUCAAUAAAAAAAUUGUUCUUAGUGAAAUAGUAUUGAUGUAUUUGUUUUACUUAGUAAAUUUAUAACAAACUAAUUUAUUUUAUUUUUGGCCUUGAAAACAAUGGUUAAAAUUGAGAAAAAAAGAACUUUGAUUCAGAAACAAAACUUUGACAAACCAUAACCAUUUGUAGCCACUGGUAUUUUAGAUAGUGUAUUAUAAUUGAUGUCUUAGAGUUUUCAAAAUUCUUUUUUGUGAUAUUAGUUGUAGUGUUUAGUAAAGACAUUUUGUGGAACAAUACAGCAGGGUCUUAGGUCAUGGUUCACCAUGUGAAGGUUAAAGGUCACAUUAAUUCCAGCAGACGACACUUGUGUUAUCAGUGUGUGCCACAUUGGUUAGUUCAUGUAUAUUCAUUUGUCGCUGUUGGAAAAUAAAUUAUAAAAAUGUA
Biomphalaria glabrata is the source of this 4886-nucleotide messenger RNA. Its product is annotated as synaptotagmin-1. Bases 513 to 1760 code for a protein of 415 amino acids. Gene Ontology annotation, cellular component: synaptic vesicle membrane; dense core granule; axon. Gene Ontology annotation, molecular function: phosphatidylserine binding; calcium-dependent phospholipid binding; clathrin binding. The record is from RefSeq and is a predicted model, not a curated record. The transcript is spliced from 9 exons. Lineage: Eukaryota; Metazoa; Mollusca; Gastropoda; Planorbidae. Gene Ontology annotation, biological process: calcium ion-regulated exocytosis of neurotransmitter; synaptic vesicle endocytosis; regulation of dopamine secretion.